Messenger RNA from Limulus polyphemus (Atlantic horseshoe crab), 3170 nucleotides. It is a transcript of the gene mRpS29, whose product is annotated as 28S ribosomal protein S29, mitochondrial-like. NCBI's taxonomy places the organism in Eukaryota, Metazoa, Arthropoda, Merostomata, Xiphosura, Limulidae. The transcript is spliced from 13 exons. Gene Ontology annotation, biological process: apoptotic process. Gene Ontology annotation, molecular function: structural constituent of ribosome. Gene Ontology annotation, cellular component: mitochondrial ribosome; mitochondrial small ribosomal subunit. Bases 37 to 1245 code for a protein of 402 amino acids. The record is from RefSeq and is a predicted model, not a curated record.
CGAUAAAUGGACAGUAGGUGGCACUAAUCUCUAGAAAUGGCUUCAUCCGUGAAGUGGAGCAUGAACUAUAUACAUACACUACAAAAAGUUGCAUUGCCAAAUUUGCAAAAACUAUCUGCAAAUUUAUCAGGAAUUAGGUACUCCAGUACAGAAGCGGUACCUUCAGCAACACCAUUUGCACAUUUCAGAACAUUGGAAUCUGAUCCUGUAAAUCAUACAAAUAACCAUGAAGCUCAGUUUUAUACAAUGACACCUUCUGUGCAUAAAACCCUUUUUCAGUUGGGUGGAAUAUCAAAAUCAUUUGAAAUUCAGUGUAAAACUUUCCAAGAGGUUUGCCUGAUGGUGCGUAAACCAGCAUUAGAAGUGAUGGAAUACUUGAAACAAGCCAAUUAUGAUCAUCCCACAAUUAGAUAUAUUCUAUAUGGAAGGAAGGGUACAGGAAAAACCUUAACAUUAGCACACCUUCUUCAUUAUGGUUUCAACAAAAAGUGGAUGCUUUUACAUGUACCCUGGGCUCCAAACUGGACUCGAAGGCCUAGAGAAAUUGCUCCAUCUAUAUCUCGAGAAGGAAGAAUUGAUAUGCCAGUAGAUGCUGCUGUUUGGCUUCAACAGUUCAAAAGCCAAAAUGAACAACUGCUUAAAGACUUAGAUCUAAGGGCUCAGAAGAGUUACACCUGGAGCAAACGAGAAGUUACUCAAGAAGGAGAACCACUAUUGAGUAUUGCAGAUCAUGGAAUCAACAGGAUGAAGCAUGCUUCUGAUUGUGUAGCUGUCAUACUGAAGGAACUGAGAGAGUAUUCUCAAAAAGGAAUGUUUACUACUUUUGUGGCUGUAGAUGGAGUCAACUGCUUCUUCAGGCCUACCGAUGUUAAAAGAGAAAACAAAGUAAUCGUUCCAGCUGAUGAGAUAACCUUAAUUAGAGCAUUUAAAAAACUGUUGAAAAAUGAUUGGAAUCAUGGUGCAGUUGUAGUAACUGUUGAUGAAAUAGCUUCACCUGUAGGCUACAGGGAUUCACACAUGCCUAAGUAUUUGUUGGGUCAGGAGGGAUUUGAGCUCUUUGAACCCUUCAUACCAAUCUGUGUUGAAAAUUACAGUCGUAAGGAAAUUGAGAGUUGUCUAGAUUACUUUAUUGAUCGUUUGUGGAUACAAACUGAAGAAGGUAGAACACCAGAAGGGAAAGAGGAAUUGAUAUUUAUUAGUGGUUCUAACCCUUACAGACUAAUGGAAAUUUGUAAAUCUAGGUAAUUUAUGAAGAGAGAGAAAAACCAUUUGAAUAUUUUCACUUUUAUUUUGUAAAGAAAUAGUAAUGUGAUUAUGUGUAGAGUUACACUUAUAUUUCAUUUAGGAAAAAUAAACCUGUUCAUUAUGAUAGUAUCAUAUGAGAACAAAUUUUCUUACAAGAAGAUACACCUUUACUAAAGUGGAUCCAAGUAUUGUAGUUAUGAAUAACCUGCAUGAAAAUUGUACUCCAUGUUCAAUCAUCCAAACAUGAAAAUUCUGUUACAGCAUUACAUGUAUACAUAUAGAAUAAACACAAAAACAAUGUUUUAUGUCAUGUGAAGAAAUCUAAAAAGUUUAAGUUUUUACAGAUGUGAUAGCUCAAGUGUAGUUAAGAUAGAAGGUUGAUUAAUUUUGAGAUAUGCCCUACUCACUCACCAUAGCACUAUAAUCUUCUUUGUGAAUUGGAAGUUAUUACAGGUGUGAUAGCUAGAAGUAUACUUAAGCAUAGUUAAGAUAGAAGGUUGAUUAAUUUUGAGAUAUGACCUACAUACCCACUAUGAUACUAUAAUCUUCUUUGUGAAUUGGAAGUUAUUACAGGUGUGAUAGCUAGAAGUAUACUUAAGCAUAGUUAAGAUAGAAGGUUGAUUAAUUUUGAGAUAUGACCUACAUACCCACUAUGAUACUAUAAUCUUCUUUGUGAAUUGUUUUGGAGUUGUCCACCAUUUUAAUUAAUUAUACUUUCAUUUAUUUAUAAUCUUGCUAUAUAUUUAAUAAGCCAGCUAGAUAAUUCCAGAAAUAGCUUUCAAGUUGAAUAAUGAUUUUACUUUAUAAAUAUAAACUAGACCAGUAUCCUAACAUUUAAGUUUUAACCAUAGGUUGAGAUCUGUUAGGGUAUUUUACCAAAUUGAUGUUUUUACAAGAAUCUAAAUGCUUGAUACUUGUGAAAACAAAACUGUUGUAACUAUAGUAGUUAUUCAGGAUAAGUUAAUGUUAUUGUAAAGUUCUUCAGUUGCUCUUUUAUUUGGAAGAUAAAUACAUAUUUUAUACCAGUAACUAACCCAAUGCUAGAAAUGUUCUUCAUUUUGGUACUGUCAGAGGCUAAGUUUUAAACCAUUCAUUCAGUAUCAGUAUACUCUUUUUGAGGUUCUUGAUCAUAUUCUGUGUGAUUUUUAUUCAUUUAUUAUUUCCAAUUUUGUGUGUAUAGAAGUUUGUAACUUUAAAAAAUAACUUGGUGUAGCUGUCAUGUGUUGGUUUAAAAAAAAAUGCAUGAAUAUCUCCAUGAUGAUUUGUCUUUGGAUUAUUUAUAAAUAUUUCUAGCUGUGAACUUAUUAUAGACAAUUUCUGAAUUUAGGUAAAUAUUGUUUCUCUGUUUAAAAAAAACAAACCUGAAAUAUUUUGACAUGUAAACAAAUUUUACCUGCAUUUUUAAUAUGCUGUCAUUCGAUAAUAUUUUAACAAUGAUGCAACCAAGUUCUGAAUAUUAUUAAUCAAUUUAUUGCUGAUGUUUAUAAAAUAAAUAGAAAUACAUUUAAUAUAGUCCAUAUAUAACUUGUGUGUGUUUUUUAGUGUAAUAUUCAGGUCAUUUAUAUAUCUAAUUUUGAUUUUAUGGCUAGAUAAAGUUAACCCUUUUAUGUUUAUGUUAGUAAAUUACAACUUUUAAGAGGAAAAUAGAGUUAUGGAAAUAGAGAAUGGCUACACUACCAUUCAUAAUUACCAUAACUAAUUUUAUAUUUUACUUAUUCAGUACACUUGGUAUAAUUACCUUAAAAUUUAUGUUCCACAUUAGGUUUGUAAUGAGAAAUAAAUUAGCAUUAAUAUGGUUUAUAUCAAUAUUAUGGGUGACUAGCAGUACCUGUAAGCUACUCUAACAAUCAUAAACUGAGUUAUUGUAACAUUAUCACAGAUAGCUGUAAAGGGAAUAAAGACUGCAUCACAUUUUUUAAAAUUCG